Messenger RNA from Anoplopoma fimbria (sablefish), 3485 nucleotides. It is a transcript of the gene rhot1b, whose product is annotated as ras homolog family member T1. The transcript has 20 exons. The record is from RefSeq and is a predicted model, not a curated record. Lineage: Eukaryota; Metazoa; Chordata; Actinopteri; Perciformes; Anoplopomatidae. Bases 249 to 2231 code for a protein of 660 amino acids. Gene Ontology annotation, cellular component: mitochondrial outer membrane. Gene Ontology annotation, molecular function: GTP binding; calcium ion binding; GTPase activity. Gene Ontology annotation, biological process: mitochondrion organization; regulation of mitochondrion organization; small GTPase-mediated signal transduction.
CUCCACGCAGCAGCAGCAGCAGCAGCAUUCAGGUGGAUUACAGUGCAAACACCUUGUCGGCAUCCCGCUCAUCUAACGCUUUGUACGGCUAUCUCGACCAUGCAUCCACCGUCCGUGUCUGCCGGAGCUGACAUGCGACUGUAGGCGUUAACAGGAGAGCCAGGCCGAGCAGAGCUGGCUGCAGGGAUCCUUCAUCCAGACAGGAGCCUAAAUGUUUAACACGAGACCGUUUACCGACGCUGAAGAAGAUGCGCAAGGACGUGAGGAUAUUGCUGGUGGGAGAGCCCAAAGUGGGGAAGACGUCUCUCAUCAUGUCACUGGUCAGCGAGGAGUUCCCAACCGUAGUUCCCUACCGAGCUGAGGAAAUCACCAUACCUGCAGAUGUCACACCAGAGAGAGUUCCCACACACAUUGUGGACUACUCAGAGGCAGAGCAGACAGAUGAGCAGUUGUUUCAGGAGAUCUCCAAGGCAAAUGUGAUUUGCAUUGUCUACUCUGUCAACAACAAGACAUCCAUCGAAAAGGUGACGAGCCACUGGAUCCCCCUCAUUACUGAGAACACAGACAAGGACAGCAGGGUUCCUCUGAUUCUGGUGGGGAACAAGUCGGACCUGGUGGAACACAGCAGUAUGGAGACCAUACUGCCCAUCAUGAACCGGCACAGUGAGAUAGAGACUUGCGUGGAGUGUUCAGCAAAGAACCUGAAGAACAUCUCGGAGCUGUUCUACUACGCCCAAAAGGCAGUCCUGCACCCAACAGGUCCUCUUUACUGUCCAGAAAAAAAAGACAUGAAGCCACUUUGUGUCAAAGCCCUGACUCGAAUCUUCAAAGUGUCUGAUCUGGACAAUGAUGGGAUUCUCAACGAUAAUGAGCUCAAUUUCUUCCAGAGGACGUGCUUCAACACCCCACUAGAGUCCCAGGCGUUGGAGGAUGUAAAAAAUGUGGUGAGGAAGAAUAUGAGUGACGGAGUGUGUGACAACGGGCUCACUCUGAAAGGCUUCCUGUUCCUCCACACCCUGUUCAUCCAGCGAGGUCGCCAUGAAACAACGUGGACCGUGUUGAGGAGGUUUGGGUACGACGAUGACCUGGAGUUAAACCAGGACUACCUCUUCCCUCCGUUGAAGCUUCCUCCAGACUGCACCACAGAGCUCAACCACAACGCCUACCUCUUCCUCCAGAGCGUCUUUGACAAACAUGACAAGGACCGUGACUGUGCCUUGUCACCAGAGGAGACGAGCGACCUGUUUGAUGUUUUUCCCUACAUGCCCUGGGGUCCAGAUGUCAAUAACACAGUUUGCACUAAUGACCAGGGCUGGAUCACCUACCAGGGAUAUCUCUCCCAGUGGACGUUAACAACAUAUCUGGAUGUCCAACGAUGCUUGGAGUAUUUGGGUUACCUCGGUUACUCAAUAGUUGCUGAGCAGGAGUCCCAAGCAUCAGGAAUUACAGUGACCAGAGAUAAGAAGAUUGACCUGCAGAAGAAGCAGACCCAGCGCAGCGUCUUCCGCUGUAAUGUCUUUGGUGACAUUGGCAGCGGCAAGAGCAGCUUCUUGCAAGCGUUCCUGGGUAGAAACCUCAUGCGCCAAAAUACGAUCAAAGAGGAACACAGAUCCUACUAUGCCAUCAGCACAACCUAUGUAUACGGCCAGGAGAAAUACCUUCUUCUUCAUGAAGUGUUCCCUGACUUCGACUACCUGUCUGAUGCUGAUCUGGCCUGUGACAUCGUCUGCCUGGUCUAUGAUGUCAGCAACCCUUACUCCUUUGAGUACUGCGCCAGAGUCUUCAAGCAAUACUUCAUGGACAGCAAGAUUCCAUGUAUGAUGAUAGCAGCCAAGUCAGACCUGCCAGAGAUCAAACAGAUGUACGGCUGCAGUCCUCUGGAGUUCUGUCGGAGGCACAAGAUGCCACCUCCCCAGUCCUUCACCUGUAACACUGCAGCAGGACCCAGCAAAGACAUCUACACCAAACUUACCACUAUGGCCAUGCACCCCCACGCUCGGUUGCGCUGCAUGUGCACUUGUAACCGGUGCACCUUCUGCUUGUGUCAGAACUUCCUCAACUCUGAGCUGCUGCAGACGGUCAGGGCCAAACUCUACGCUGUUGUACUCAGAAGACAUGUCAGCCAAGCAGACCUGAAGAGCUCGACCUUCUGGCUGAGAGCGAGCGUCGGGGCCACGGUGUUCGCAGUGCUGGGCGUCGCCAUGUACAGAGUGCUGCUCAAAACACGGUGAUCCUCGGGCACCCGCGUCCAACCCUCUUUACCCCAUGGUACAUAUAGAGCUAUUUUGACCUGUCACAACAUUAGGCUUUCCACCUUGCAUUUAGUAAACGAAAAUCUAUUUAAAAUUCAUUCAUUCAACAAUUCAAAGUCAUUGUUUUGUUUUGUUUUGGUGGGAAGAACAAAACGUGUCAAAGCUUACCUUGGCAAACAUUUGUUUUUUUGCAUUUUCAUUAAUUCUGUCAAUUUCUCUUCAUACGUAAAAAAAACAAAAAACCGAACAAUAUUUAAUUUUGUACCAAAAUUGCUAAUUUCCUUAAUCUGUUUUGUUUGCAGAUGUUUGCAAACUAAUAUAUCUAUAUUUAUAUUAAAGAAGAGGGAAAGCUGCUGAUAGCUGUAGUGACUAACAUGAGGGAGUUACAUGCGUGUAUAGCUAUUGUUUGAUUGCUUGCUGAAUGAAAUUGGUGUCAGCUGUGAUAGGGAUUGCGAAAUGUGAGGUUUGCAAUAACCGAUGCUUUUAUUAGACUGAACUAUAUGUUAAUAGUGUAUAUAAUAUAGUAGACUGUACGUUUGUUUCUCUUUGUUCAAAAGAGCCAUGUCUGAUGCACACUACAAACACUGAAUGCAAAGGUAUUAUUAGCCCAACAGCCUGGUUAUAAACUCACACAAAUAUUACCGUUGAUAUUCACAGUGACAGAAAUCAGUUUGCCUUUGAGGGCCAAACGCUUGGAUGCACGCUGUAUUAUUAUUAUUUUUAAACAUUUGAAUGUCUUAGCAGGUCAUUGUUUGAUCAGUGGAUGUGAAUGUGUUGAAGGGUCUGCUAGUCUCCAUCUCUCUAUCUUGGUCACUUUCUUCAUCAGCUCAUACGUGUGUGUGUGUGUGUAUGGGUGUCUUAGUGUGCUGAUAUAUUUAACAUUGACAUUUCACAGCCAAUCUGUACAUUUUGUAUUUGCAUGCUCUUGAAUUUCCGACCACAUUCCUACGUUUUAAGACUCACUGUACAAAAGAACCACCAUGCCAAGUUCUCCACAUUGCUUUCCAUCUCCCAAUAAUCCUAGGAUUUUAGUCUUAAAGUUUCUUGGCAGGAGUGCUGAAAAACAGAAUAGCCGAGUCAUAGUAAAGUUUGACACUCUUUGUUGUGAUUCCCACUCACCUCUGAUCACAGAGAAAUGCAACAAUGUGGCCCCAGAUGUUAAUUUCCAUGCAAUUGGUUCAGUUUGAUGUAUUCACUCAGCCCUGCCUUUCCAAAAGUUUACAAUAAACAAGU